AUGGACGGCGAGAUUUCAGAUAGUAGCAGCAAUAUUACAACAGAUGACGAGAGACCGAUUCGCGGUAGGGUUAGCAAUAGGAGACGGGGGAGAGGAAGGGCAAGAGGAAGGGCUAGAGGUGGCAGAUGUCGAGGUAGAAGACCAGUACAAGACUUUGGUCAACCGGUCAGAGCAGAAGUUGCUCUAGCCGAAAGAGAUCGACAGAUGCAGGAAAGGAUAGAAGGCCUAUCUUUGGAUAGUAUGAGGAUUGCCAUUUUAAAUGCCUACUACCAACAACCUAGUUUUAUUUUCCGAGUUUUAGAGGCAACAAACCAUCCAUCUAAUCCGGUUAAUCCUCCAUCAAGUCCAAUUCCGCCUUCCCCACAAGACAUACCAUCUUGGUGUCGCUGUACUCACUGUAGGGAAAUGCCAAGUGAAGUGGAAAAAAGGUGUUGUAACCAGAUUCCACGGAAUUGUCACUCAAGAUUACUUGAUUUUCAAAACGUUGUGUUGGACCCCUUGGUUUUGGAGGUGGCGAUGAGGUAUAGAAAUGACAUGUUGGCCAAACCUCAGGACCUUGAUUACAGUAGGUGCCACAGACAUACAGCAUAUCGACAAUAUAUUCUGUGGAUACAUGGGUACCUUGGUGUUGGAAACAGACAAGUGAUACCAAGCUGCUGCGUUUGGGCAAUCCGAGACAGAUACCCAGACCCCUCAGGACAAUAUGUGGGAUUUGUUCAAGGACGAUUUGGUUAAAUAAGAAAUAAAUUUU
This is a messenger RNA of Magallana angulata, 751 nucleotides long. RefSeq lists its product as uncharacterized. Bases 1 to 735 code for a protein of 244 amino acids. Lineage: Eukaryota; Metazoa; Mollusca; Bivalvia; Ostreida; Ostreidae. The transcript has 4 exons. The record is from RefSeq and is a predicted model, not a curated record.